CACCUCGCCCCUACUACCGCCCUCUCCAGCUGACGACUGAAAGGUUUCGCUUUUAACAGUUCUGAUGAUGACAAAAACUGGUUCUGUCUUAUUUUGUAAGGGUUUUAACUUCCUUAGGUGGAGUUCUUAGGCAGGCAAAGAUGUUGUACACCGUGACCAAUUCAUUGGGCGAAGACGUCGGGGAAAUAGCUAUUUGGAUAGGAAAUAAGAUCUAACAACACGUAGCAGAAUACUUAAUGGCUUAGCCGCUCUCCCCAUCCCCCACAAGUUCCUGUCAUGGCUCGCCGCUCACAGUGCUCCUCUCAGGGGGACAACCCCCUGGACCCUCACUACCUACCUCCCCAUUAUCGAGAGGAGUAUCGGCUGGCCGUCGACGCUCUGGUGGAGGAGGACCUACAGGGAUAUUAUGAGUUCCUGCAGAGUGCAGAUGUAGUGGACUUCCUGUGUCCGCCAGAAGUGGACCACAUUAGGCGUUCAGUGCAGCUCCCCAGCCAGAACAUCCCGCCAGCGCUGCCGUACUUAGAGGCUGGGGACAAUGCGUCCUCUGACACUUACUGGCCCCUUCACUCUGACCUGGAGGCCCCAUCUCUGGACCUGGGCUGGCCUGAUCAUCACAGUUUUCUGGGGCCUACUGAGGUUACCAUGCUUGUGAACCCCUCGGACCCCAACAUGCCCAGUAUCAAGGAGCAGGCCCGCAGGCUAAUCAGUAAUGCUGAACAGGUAAUUGGUGUGGUAAUGGACAUGUUCACGGAUGUUGACAUCUUUGCGGACCUCCUGGAUGCUGCUAUGCGUAAUGUUGCCGUUUACAUCCUGUUGGACGAGCUGAAUGCACACUACUUCAGUGCUAUGGUCGCCAGCUGCAAAGUCAAUCUGGAGAAGAUCCCUCUAAUGCGAAUCAGGACUGUGUCGGGCACCACUUAUUUCUGCCGGACAGGAAAGUCUUUCAAGGGUCAGAUGAUGGACCGCUUCCUGCUGGUGGACUGCAAGGCUGUGCUCAGUGGGAAUUACAGUUUCAUGUGGUCUUUUGAGAAGAUCCAUCGUUGCAUUGCACACCUGUUCCUUGGGGAGCUGGUGACUACGUAUGAUGAGGAGUUCCGAAUCCUGUAUGCCCAGUCCCAGGCCCUUGUCACUGAAAGUGCCCUAGUUCCAUUGCCAGGAGAAAGUGGCUACAGCAGCCAUAUGACUCAGUCAUUCAGGGACCAUCUACCUAUGCAAAGCUCUUGCUAUGCUUCAAACUUGAGGCAGCCCUUUGGUGACAAAAUGGAUAUAGAGUAUAACAUGCUCCCAUUCAGAAGGGGUGAACCCUUCUGCAGCCCACUAGAGGCUUCCCAAAUGCAGAUGUACAGCAAUGUACACCCCUCCAAGCAUUUAAGAAUGGAGCAGUCUUUCAUGGAACAGGGCAGGUCUAUGAUGACCUCCAAGAAAAUGGAGAUGGCCCUCAAAAGGCACAGCUAUGCCGAGGGCAGCCAUGACAGCUAUGGGUCUUCUCAACAGUCAUCAAGGCAUCGAGUAAUGAACAACCUGGAAGAGAGUACACAUCUUUACAAGGAGCAGCAUUACUACCAUGAAGUUGGGUCAGGCUCAGGGCAUGGUAUAAAUUACAAUAUCAAGAGCCAAGGAUAUAAUCGGACAGACCAAUAUUUUGACAGUGGAUAUCCACUAGAGAUGGAACCACCUGGUGCCUACAGCCACAGAGCUGAUUACUUAUGUUCCAGUCCCUCCAAGGACAUUAUUCAUGACUCGGCAAAUCAUGACAAUAAUCCACAGAGUAUGAGCCAGCCAUAUAUCUGCCAGGCUUCCCCCACUCCCCUGCAUCAACCUGACUUGAGUGCUGUAAUGACCGAGGCCUCCCAUAAUCGGCAGCCACAAGAUCCUGGUACAAAGCAGGGGUUGCGGAAAUGGAGGAUAAACUCAUUCCUCUCUACCUUGGAAGAUGAUGAAGAAGCCCUGACAGAACCACUGGGGCCAGAUGCCUUUGAUGAGCUACCCAGAUUUUCAGAGGCAAAGUUGUGUACUCCAGAACCAUCAGUUGUCAAGUUUAAUACUGAAGAGUUCCCAAGGAUUAGCACAAGCAAACAAGAACUGAUACAACAAUAUAGCUGGUCAAACCAGCCUGAGGAACAAAAGCAUCCAUCUGGAAAACACGCUGCCAUGGCAACAGACUCCAAAGUGAUGCCAGAGGCUUCUGAGUCAUCCACUGCCACAAAAGAUGACAAAGCAGGGGAGAUGGAAGUAAGGGAGCCCAGAGAGAUCAGUAUCACCAAGCAAGAGUCAUUCCGCAGCAGAGUCAACCCUCUGCUUCAAAGAAGCUCUCGAUUAAGGUCUUCGCUGAUCUUCAGCUCAUGCAACUUGGAACAAAAUAGUUCAACGAUGAUAACUGCCUCUGGGCUUGAGUGUAAGGAAAACCGUAUUGAAGAGGAGAAUGACCACUUUAAAAAAUCCUCUGUUGUUGCUCAGAUUUUGGACAAAAAUCUGUCUGCAACAAGAAAACAGUUUGACUGGAGCAGUCACAGAAAGACAGCUGUAAAUGAAAACAAAAACCAAAUGUUGAAAGAAGAAUUAUCAAGUGAGAACGUAAUAAAGGAUCCUAAUAAGGAACCUAAGCUUGCAGAAAUAGCAGAACCUAAAGAUGACCAAAACAUGGCUUGUGACAAGGAGCUGUACAAAUGUGGCACAAACACAGAUAAGCAUGAGAUUGAAAAGGCCAGUAGACAUGAUGCAUCCAGCAUGGGGCUAACCGAUCCAGUGAAGUCAAUGCAAACCAAACCACUUAACUGGAGCAGUGACAAUAGGACAGCGGUACAUGAAGCCACCAACCAAAAAUCAGAAGAAUCAACUGAAGAGUCCAGUGUGAAAGCACCAGACAAUCCUCUACCAAAGGAAAAGCUGGCAGAAAUGGCACAAUGUAAGCUUCCACAAGCCGAAAAACCUAUCAUCACAGCUGCAACAGAACCUUUACCAAUCAUACCAUCAUUUAUAAAUAUGGACGAUCCAGAGAUGAGGUUCUUAUAUUUUAAACGAUUAGCUGCCGAAAGAAAAGCUGCAAAGUUGUCUAAGGAAUCUGCUGUUGCAGGCCCAGAUCUCCCAGAGAAUGUAACUGACACUAGCCUCAAAACGCCAGACAUAUCACAAAGUCUAGCUAACACUAAUAUGAAAAUGAAAGACAGCUCAGUGAUUGGGAAAGUACCUGCAGCUCAGGAGACCACACAGGAUCCAACAGAAACUCACACAGAGAAGCAUGAGAUUGAAAAGAUCAGCAGUCACAUUGCCACCAACAAGUCCCUGCAAAGCAAUACAUUUAAUUCGAGCAGUCGCAAUGUGACAGCGGUACAUGAAGCCACAAACCAAAAAUCUGAAGAAUCAACUGAGGAAUCCAGUGAGCAAUCACCUAAGGAUCCUCUACCAAAGGACAAAUCAAAGCUUGCAGAACUGGAACAGCUUAAGCUUUCACCUAAGGGAAAACCAAAAAUCAUUACAGCUCCAACAGAACUUUUACCAGUCACACCAUCAUUUAUAAAUAUGGAUGAUCCAGAGAUGAGAUUCUUGUAUUUUAAACAAUUAGCUGCCGAAAGAAAAGCUGCAAAGUUGUCUAAGGAAUCUGCUAUUGGAGGCCCAGAUCUCCCAGAGAAUGUAACUGGCACUACCCUCAAAAUGCCAAGCAUAUCAGAAAAUCUAGCUGACACUAAUAAAAUGACAGACAUCUCAGCAAUGAGGAAAGAACCAGCAGUUCAGGAAGCCACACAAAAUCCAACAAAAACUCUUAUUAACGAACCAUCCAUCUCCACCACAUCAGCAGAACCCAUUUCAAAAAAGCCAGAGAUCUCAGUAGCGCCACAGUUGGAAAACCAAAUUUCAGCAGUCAUACAUCCAGCAAGACCUGAUCUUCAAUAUAAGAACUCCCAACCGCCUGCUGAUGUCCCAGUGGCUACUAAUAGGUCACCAAAGUUGUUUGAAAAAGACAUUUCAAAACCACCUGAAGAUUCUCAAAGCCUGAACAUUUCUUGUGCCAUGAAAAUACACCAAAAUGCCUCUGACGCAGAGAAGCAUGAGAUUAAAAAUGCUAGUGGACAAAGUGCCACCAGCAAAACCUUAACCGAUCCAAGAAAGUCACUGCAAAACAAACCAUUUAAUUUGAGCAGUGACAAUGGUACAGUGUCACAUGAAGCCACAGACCAAAAAUCAAAAGAAUCAACAAGUGAGAAAUCGCCAAAGGAUUAUCUACCAAAAGAAGAAUCUAAACUUGCAGAAAUGGCUUCAGAGACUUCUAAGUUGUCUGUGGCCAGAGCCCUAGAUCUCUCAGAGAAUAUAACUGACAGUAGCCUGAAAACAGAAGAUAUCACUCUAAAUCUAACAGACACUAAUAUGAAAAUGACAGACAUCUCAGUAAUUGAGAAAGAACCUGCCUCUCAGGAAGCCACACAGAGUCAAAUAGAAACUCUCAUUGACAAGCCACUGACCUCCGUCACACCAGUGGACCCCAUUUCACACAUGCCAGAGGACAAGAACAUACACAGAGAUGCUACUGACACAGAGAAGCAUGAUAUUAAAAUAGCCAGUGGACAUAGUACCACUAGCAUGGCUCUAACUGAUCCAGGAAAGCCACUGAAAAACAAACCUGACUCUAACUCAAACCUCAGUUUAACAGGCAGUAAUUCAGAGGUCAAGCAGGAUGUCAAAGCUAUGGAGAUGCACACCCAGAACCCUAGGGGUGUCAUAGGAACACUAGGCAAUGAGAAAUUGGCAGAAGUGGUAGCAGAAGAUAAGACAGUUUCUGAGACUGUAUGUCCUCUUCCAGAAGCAUGCGAGAAGGCACCUUGCUUGGAAUCACAAAGCCACACCGAAGCAAAGCAAGCCACAGAAUUGGUGGUAACCAAGAGCAAAGAAGAGAAAGCUGACCAUAGGCCACAAUCAUCAGCUACUAACAAAGCCAGCCAAUCUCUUUACCAAACAUCCACCAACAGUGUGAUUUAUAGCUGCAACCUUAGAGAUGACACCAAGGUUAUCUUAGAGCAGAUCUCAGCCAACAGCCAAAACAGGGUUGAUCUGGCUAAGAAAGAUGAAGGGAGCACUGACGAUGCCAAAAUGGGUAAGGACGAAAGAAGCGCGGAUAUAGAAGGCAGACCUUCUAAACCCCAACAGGGUGGAACCAAGUUUCGGCAUACUCCGGUUGACCCACAAGAGAGGGAAAACCUUUUGAAGAAGAUGGAGAAAAUGCGCAAAGAAAAGAAAAUCUACAGUCGCUUUGAGAUGGGAUCAUGACCACAGAUCACAAACAGGGGAGGAGGUCAUUAGGAAGAGGAACCACACCCUUGACCUACUCAGUGAUGUUUCAAAGUCGGAAGAAAGGUCCAACACCAUGACGCAGCUACAGCCUUGGACCUUAAAACAUCUUUGUCUGCUGUACAAUAGCUUAACAGAGCUCUUACAAUAUUAGGUAAAUAAGUCAAAUGUGUGCCUGAUGUGUCUGCAUAUUGUUCACUUUAUGGAUUACACUCUGGCACUCUAGCUUCAUUGAACACUGUUUAAGACAUACUGUUUACAUCCUCACUGCUGCAUGUCUGUCCUGCUGCUUGCAUUUUUUAGGUUCAUAUCGCCACAGAGGGGAAAUCACAAUGCAGGUUUAGCCAGUAUGGGCCUUUCAAGCCUAUGCCAGCAUUAGCUAUGUGUGCAGAGUGUAUGCUAGCAUAUAUUAAUCUGUCAAUAUUAUAGUUGAUUGUCCAUAAUUCCGUUAGCAUCAAACUGAAAGUCUUUACUCAUUGCAGUUAGAUUGUUCUGUGUUUUUUUUCUUCUUUUAAAUCUAUGCAGAAUUUAGUUUAUACUGUUAUACAGUGAUAUAUAUAUAUAUAUAUAACAGUAUUAGGAUCAUAGCAAUAUUGAUCAUUUUUAUGUAAAUGGUACACCCUACAGCCUUGUCCUUGUGUGUGCUUUUAACUUUAUUUUAGUCCUACAAAUAUUUUUCUCAUCAUAGGCACAUUUAUUUCUUCACAAAUCGAGGGCAGUAUUUUAGUGAAAAUGUCCAAACAUUUGAAAGGAAUUAUAAGGAUUUAAAACAUUCACUCUACUAUGGAGCACUGAAAACAACAAUUGAAAUCUGGUUUUUCAUGGUUGUGGCAUGCAUCUUUUCACCUAUGUACAUAAAGUUUAUCACUGUUGUCUCAUUGAAGCUAGACAGUAAAGACUAAAGACUAGGCGUGUCAAACUAAAGCGAAUACCUAUAGAUGCUAGGGCCCUCCAGGACUAAAGUCCUUUCAGUCAGCGCGCCAAUUAAGCCCUCGAGAGCAAGGUUUGCGGAUUCUCCAGCCAAUCGAGGGGAAUUGUUCGCUUUCUGUAGUUAAAAAAAAAAAAAAGUUUUUUAGUUAUUGUGACAGUUUUGGUGUGCAGUGAAGAAUAUUUUAGACAUUCACAUAUGUUUCUGAUGACCUGCUGCCUCUACAGUAGCUGGUAUAGGGACAUUUGGGAGUUUGCGGUCUACUGCGAGAAAAUACACUUACGUUAACUCGCACAAAAGGUGCCAUUUAUGUAAAGAUUUACAACUUUGAUUGAUCAUUAUUAUGAUCAUGAUUAACAAUCAUUCAUUGUUGUUUGUGUGCUCUUAUUUGGAAUGGUAUUUUACUGAUAAAGCAUUCAUAUGGGCAGAGACAACAUAAGGUUAUAGAACAAAUGCAUCAUGAUUUUUAUUCUGCUAUAAUGAAGUUAUGUAUAAUAUUGUUACAGUAGUGGUGUCUCUUGCAUGGUUGGCCCCUAUCAAGGACUUUUGGUAUUACUGACAAACACAAGACACUAAACCAGGUUUCUAAUGGUGGAUUGUUCAAACCCCGAGCACCACCUGUCUGGACCAUAAAUUAUUUUGCUCUCCGCUCUACCUACUUAGUACUUAGCUUUCUGGGUCAUCAAAAUGGAGACCUAUCAGUCUUAAUCAUGUUGUCAACUUAAAUUGCACACAACCAUUAAUAGCCAUGUAGUUCUAGAUGCACAAAUUACUUUAAAUAAAAUAAUUGUACACUUCUGUUAAGGAGAAUUUACACAUAAUAAUAUUUGAUAAUUUUUGGUGGUGAUUGUAAUUGCACCAUUUGAUAAUUGCACGAGUCACAUUUACUGUAAAAGUGCAAAAGUUAUUUGGCAUCAGAGAACAGUUAUUUGUGAUCCAAUUACGAUUUUAAUCCUUGUAGUUUAGAAAAAGUGUUGCAGCAUGUGUCUGUGUGUGAUAGAGAGUGAGACAGAUUGAGAGACAGAAAAAGAGAUUUUUUUGAAUGUAAAUUGGUCUUAGAUGUGAGUGUAACAGAAUACUGCCACUGUCUAUUUAGUACAUUUUAUUUGUGACAAUGGUAGCAAUGUACAUGAAUUUUGCUAGAUAAACACUAUCUUUUCAUGAAAUGUGAGUGGUCAUUGAUAUUAACUUUUCUUGGGGGUGUUUUGCCUGUAAAAUAUGUGUCAGAUAUUCAGAAGAGAAGGCUCAAGAUACCACAAAUUCAUGUAUGUUAUCUCACAGGACAUUUGUUAAAAAUGUGUGGUGAUAGUGGGAACGUAACCACUUUGGUUCUAUUAAUCAUAAAAAUGAAUGCGUGGUUACACUUAAUCUCCCAGUUGUUAUUGUUUGUACAAGCCAUGUUGAUGUAUCUGUUAUUUUGUUUGCACAUGAACAGCUUUGUAGGGUAGAUCCCAGAAAAAGCAAAUUAACUGAAAAUGCAAGACUACUAAUUACUGUGUGACUGUAUUUGCGUAAGAACAGCACAAAUUAAAUAAAGCAAUAUUAUACAUAUGGGUCAAUAAGGUGACAUUUAAAUUUUGUGUCCCAUAUUUUUAUCCAAAAGGAAAAGCACAUACAGUACAGGCAAAACAAAACAAAAAAAAAUAUUAGACCACCUGUAGUUUUUUAAAAAUUAACUGUAUGGAGAGAAUUCAGUUAAUAUAUGCACAUUUAUUGAAUAAUAAACCAAAGUUCAUGUUUUUUAGCAAUUCCUGCCUACAAUAACACAAAAAGAUGAGUUACAUAAAAGUAAUCUUAGACUUUACUCGAAAUAGCAUCCUUUGGCUUUAAUUACAAUUAAUUAUUGGAAGUGUAUCCAAUCAUUUUGCAAAGUGGGAGGUUCAGGGGUAAUUAAAUUGAGUGAAACCUUAUCUAUCUUAAGUUUUUUAUGUUAGCCUAAUGCCUUCUUUGCCAUAUUUCUUGCAGCUUUAGUGCCUGUUUUACUGAGACUACAAGCCAAUGGUAUUAAGAAACUUUUAAGAAACUUUAGGUACAUACGAUUUCAGUCAAUUUAACUUCCCCCUCCACCUCCCUCCGACCCAAUAUGAAUGGAUGGACUUCCAAUAAGAUGCUUAAUUGUAAUUAAAGCCAAAGGAGGCUAGUUUUAGGAAAGCCGUGUCUAAGAUUAUAAAAAACUCAUGAAGUAAAACUCAUCUAUUUGUGUUAUUGUAGGUAGAAAUUGAAAAAAAAAACGUUUAUUUUUUUAUUUUUUGUUCCAUAAAUGCACAUAUACAGACAGAAUUGUACUCCUCCUGUUUUUUUUUUUUUUUUUUUAAACACAGGUGGCCUACAUUAUAAUACCCUGUACUGUACAUGUGCAGGUAAUAUUGUGUAAUUGGCCAAAGAACAACUCAAGCACCAUUUAAUUUCUCUGGCAUGAUUUUUGUGAGAGUAUAUACUGUACUGUAUGUAACUGUUUCUGUACACUGCAAUAUGAUAAAGAAAUUAUACAGUUGCAAGAAAA
This is a messenger RNA of Anguilla anguilla (European eel), 8711 nucleotides long. Its product is annotated as protein FAM83H-like. Gene Ontology annotation, biological process: positive regulation of cell migration; intermediate filament cytoskeleton organization; protein localization to cytoskeleton. Bases 277 to 5259 code for a protein of 1660 amino acids. Lineage: Eukaryota; Metazoa; Chordata; Actinopteri; Anguilliformes; Anguillidae. Gene Ontology annotation, cellular component: keratin filament. Gene Ontology annotation, molecular function: keratin filament binding. The transcript has 6 exons. The record is from RefSeq and is a predicted model, not a curated record.